AUGACUCCGGGGCGUGCGAGAGCCACGGAAGGGGUGCAGGCAGCCCACCAGUGGGGGCGUGGAUCCGCGGAGGACCAGCUGUGGCUCCCGCAUCUGUGCGAGGUGCCGCCCGCCGGGCAUGGCGCCAAGUGCUGGGACAACCUGGGCAUCCUGCCGGACCCGCUGUCCCUGGAUGCCGCGGUGCAGAACACGCUGGCGGGGCUGUUCCCCCCGUUCAGCGCCACGGCCCCCACCGUGCUCAGCCAGCUGUUCCGCGUGCUGGAGGCCACGUACGGCGGCGACGGCCUCGGCUGCCUCCUCGACUUCCUCAUCCCGUCCAAGCGGCUCCUGGAGCACGUGCGGCAGGCCGCUUGCGCGCCGUACUUUGGCUGUCUCUUCCUCCACGAAGGCUGGCCGCUGUGCCUCCGCGAGAAAGUUGUCGUCCACCUCGGCCCGCUCAACCCGCUCCUCUUGCGCCCAGGGGACUUCUACCUCCAAGCGGAGCCCUGCGGGGAGCAGUCGGCGUGCCUGGCGGUCAAGUGCCUCUCGCGGGACCUGACCUCGGUGGAGAAGAUCCCCGUCCCCGAGGCCUCGUGCUCGCUGCCCUUCACCGAGGGCUGGCUGGAGGAAGUCACGCAGGGCCUCGGCCGCCCGGCGCUGCACACCUGCCUGGUGGCCACCGGGAACGGGAUCGUCCCCAUCCCGUGGAGCAAGAUCGUGGCUCCCGAGUUUGUCCAGGGACCCAAAAUGGAGGCGCUGGCUGAGCACGACUCCUCGGGAGGCCCGGAGGCCUGCUGCCCGCCGGGUUCUCCGCGGCAGAGUUGCCCCCUCGCUGCAGAGGGGCACAGGGGGCCCGGCGGGCCCGUGCAGACUCCUCCAGGCAAGUACCCCGGCCUGAUCAAGGUGGAGCAGGGCUCCUGGAAGAAGUCCAGCCUGUUCGUCGUGCCCAGCCUGUGCGACAUCAUCAGCGAGAACCUGGAGGGGGAAUACGUGAACCUGCUGGGAUUUUCGGAGGAAACGAAGCCGAGCAUCUCUGCUCCUGCCGAGCCAGCAGCGUCCCCAACUCCGGCACGGGACCCUCCAGGAACGGCAGCGCCCGAGUCUGGGAGAGGGCUCGCUGGGGAGAGUGGCAGCGACGAGGCCACGGCGGCAGACUGGGAUUGUGGGAUGGGGCCACACUCCACGGAGGGUCCCUGUACGCCUUGCCUGAGGAGGAAGCUGAUCCCAGACCCCAAGGACCACGAAUCAAGGUGUCGGUACCGGGAGUCGUACAUGGCCGCCCUCAAGAACCCCGUCAGCUUCAGCUCGGGAUUGAUGGCUGCCAUCUUGGAAGAGAUGGAUGUCGCCAAGCAGGCGGCCCCCCCGGAAAGCGCCAGCGUCCCGCCUUCUGAGGGGCCAGGCCAGGCGGCCCCCAGAUUCCCCUCCGUGCAUCCGGAGAAGGAUGAGAAAGUGGACGAGGCUUCCAAGCCGGGGCCGGCAAAACUGCCGAAGUCCCCCGCAGAAUGCCCGGCCGCCAGCAAUAAAUUCUCUUUCCUGAAGGGCCCUCGCCAGCUGCCCUGCUCCCCGGCCGGCUUGGCAGCGCCCGAGAAAGCCGGCAAGAGGCAGGAGGGGCCUCGGAGGAGGACGCUGAUCGCCCGCUCCCCCAGGACAGUCCGGGCAAAGCCGGCAGCGGCCGCGGGAAAAGGUGCCAGCCCCGCCGAGGCCGUGGGCGUGGACAAAGCCGUGGACGACUCCGCUGGGAGCACAACGGAUGCCCAGCUCAGGGAGUGCCUUCCUCCCGGAUCCGACCUGCAGGAGCUUGUGCACUGGGAGCUGCUCAGCCCGGAGCUUCUCUCUUCUGGCGUCGUGUGUCUGCCAGGGAGUACAGACAGGCUCGGCAGGCCGGUGGUUCAGGUCACCACGAACGACCGUGCGUGGGCAGCACCGUGGUGCUCAGCCCGGGAGGUGACGCGUCUCCUGCUCCAUCUCUUCUCGCUGGCAAGGAAGCAGUGGAGCAGCGCGGGGCUGACGGUGGUGAUUGACGCCCGAAAGGAGCCGCCCUCUCCCACGCUCUCUGCCGCCCUGGGGGGUAGUGCCUGGCCUGGAGCCAUCCACACGGUGCUGCUGCUGGCAGAGAAGGAGGCCGCUGCGCAUCUGGAGAAGCUGCCCGGGGUGCAGGUGGAGCUGCUGAGCUCCCUGAAGGCUCUCGGCCGCCACGUGGACGGUGGCCAGCUGACCCAGGCCUUGGAUGGCCAGUUCCCCUACUGCCACGGCGCAUGGGUCCAGUUCUUCCAGGCGGUCGGGCGGCGGAUGGAGAGGCACCGGCAGCUGAUGCAGGAGGUCCUGUGCGACACGCGGCUGGUGCGGCUGCAGAGGGAAGGCGGGGCGCUGCUCGCCAGGCUGAGGAAGGAGGCGGCCCGGCUCAGCUCGUCCCCCGACGUCCGGAGUAGCUUCGCCUCUGCCCUGUCCCUCUACAACCUGGUGGAGGAGGAGGUGCACACGCUGGUGACCAAGUCCAACCAGCGCUUGGAGCACCUGGAAUUCCUGCUGAAGAUCCGGGAGCUGGAGGCGGAGUUCAGCAAGCUCAGCUCGUGGUUUGACGAACGGGGAGAACUGGAGCUCCGUGCGGCGGGGGCUGCCGAGGGCGGCCGGGAAGGCGUCGAGAGGGCCUACUGGCGCUUCCAGGAGUUCUUCAAAGAAGCCACGGCCCACUACAGCCGCGGGCUCUCUCUGUCAAAGGAGGCCGCCCGGAUCCAGGGCUCGCGGUUCCCCGAAAUGGAACCCUUCGAGGCAGCCAAGCGGGCCUUCCAGGCACAGCUGACCGUGUUCUACAUGGACAUGGAAAGGAAGGGGGCUGAGCUGGAGACCUUCUUGGACCUGCACCGGUUCUGCGACCAGGUCACCCAGUUUAACCUCGACUGCAAGCGAUGCCUGGCCGUGCAGAGCGCGGGGAGGAAGGAGGCCGGGAGCGCGGAGGGCCGGCAGGCGGUGGAGCGGGCCCUCCAGCGGCUCUCCGGGGAGUUCUCCCCCGAGAGGUUCCAGCAGAUGAAGAGGCAGGCGUCCAGCCUGCGCAGCCAGCAGGGCCUGGCGGUGUGGGCAGUGGCUCUGGAGAGCUGCCAGGAGGCCAAGCGGCUUCUCGACGGGGCCCUGGCCUCUCCCACGGGGGCCCCGGGCGGAGGGCCCAGAGAUGGCGUGGGGAAGAGCAGCGCCCUCGGCCCGGGCCCUCGGCCAGGCCCCCCGGCCCCAGGGGACGGCCCCGGCGCCAGAAUGCCAGCGGGACGCACGGCGGCAGGGCAGCCCGAGGGCAGCCAAGGGCAUGAGGGCGGGUCAGUGCGCCCCCCGGGUGGGGGCACCGGCAGGGAUGGGGCGGGCGGUGAAGAGGCCCCCCUCGGAGCCACCCUGGAAUGUGGGGUCACCGAGGCCCCGGACACGGAGCGGGAGGGCUCAGCGAAUCCCUGCCCGGCCCCCCAGAGCCCUCCUUCGCCACCUGUUGCUCACCCUCAUGCUGAGCGGCCCCCCGGGGGGGCGGCGGGCCUGCCCUUUGCCAAACCACCCUGCAGAUCCGCCCCGGGAAGGGGCCCGAGGGCCAGGAAGCGAGAGGCGGCCCAGUACUUCCAGCUCGCCAGGCACGGGAGCUUCUCUUCGGAAGACACCGAUUCCCAGAACUCCACCGACGAUGGGCAGGGAGCCCCGCUGCCCGCAGAGCCGCCGGGACCCGAAGGAGGCCAGGACAGGGCGCUGGGCAUCCUGUACUUAGAGAAGCACAGCGCCAGCAGCCCUGCUCACGCAGCCCCCCAGUAA
This is a messenger RNA of Varanus komodoensis (Komodo dragon), 3759 nucleotides long. RefSeq names its product KIAA1755 ortholog. Bases 1 to 3759 code for a protein of 1252 amino acids. The record is from RefSeq and is a predicted model, not a curated record. NCBI's taxonomy places the organism in Eukaryota, Metazoa, Chordata, Lepidosauria, Squamata, Varanidae. The transcript has 13 exons.